AUGUGGGAUAGAUUUUUGCAUGACAAUUCAAGUAGGACUGAAGAUGGAAGAAAUGCCGACAUAGCAUGUGAUUCCUACCACAAAUGGCAAGAAGAUGUUCAAUUGUUAAAGGAACUCGGUGUAAAAAUUUACAGAUUCUCCAUUUCUUGGUCCAGAAUUUUACCAGAUGGAACAACUAACAAAAUCAAUCAAGCUGGUGUAGAUUAUUACUCAAAUCUCCUUAAAGAACUUGAGGCCAAUAAUAUCGAACCUCUAGUAUCCCUCUACCAUUGGGACUUACCACAGCACUUGAGCGAACUUGGUGGUUGGCUGAAUCCACAAAUAGCAGAUUAUUUUGGCGAAUAUGCCAGAUUAUCGUUUAGACUAUUUGGUAAAUAUGUAAGACAAUGGGCAACAGUAAACGAACCGAAAUCCACUUGUCUUUUGGGCUACGGUAAUGACUUUAACGCUCCUGGAUUGGUAUUAGUUGCCGAUGGUGUUUAUCAAUGUGCUAAGAUUCAACUUCUCGCCCAUGCUAAGGCUUGGCAUAUUUAUGAUGAUGAAUUUAGAGCUAGCCAAGGAGGAAGAAUCAGUUUGGUCUUAGACUCACCAUGGACCGAACCAGCAAGUGAUAGUGACUUGGAUAAGGAAGCAGCUGAAAGAGAAAUACAAUUUGGGUUUGGUUGGUUUGCCAAUCCUGUUUAUAUUGGAGACUGGCCUCAAGUUAUGAAAGAAAGAAUAGCCAACAGAAGCAAACUAGAAGGCUUGGGAUUCUCCAGGUUGCCGGAACUUACACAAGCUGAAAUCGAUUAUAUAAAUGGCACCCACGAUUAUUUUGCACUUAACAUCUAUACUGGUACAUUGGUUGAAUUUAUCCCAGACGCCCAUAUCGGUACUCCAAGUUAUAAGUCAGACAAAGGUAACAACGCGUACAGUGAUCCUUCAUGGCCGGAAUCAUCAACAGAUUGGUUAUAUUACUGGCCAUUGUCAAUGCGAAGACUUGUUAAUUAUGUCAACAAAAAAUAUUCACCUGGCGAAAUAUUUAUCACUGAAAAUGGUUGGGCUGAUACUGGUGGAAUUGAUGAUCAAGAUAGAGUCCGUUAUUUUAAAGGAUACUUGAGCAACUUGCUAGAUGCGAUUCUAGAAGAUGGCAUUAACGUUGGAGGAUACACUGCAUGGAGUCUUCUGGAUAAUUUCGAAUGGGCUGCUGGAUAUACUCAAAAAUUAGGACUUAUCUCAGUUGACCAUGACAGCCCCAACAAAACCAGGGCCUGGAAAGCAUCUGGAAGAUACUACCAGCAAGUCGUGCAGACUAGGUGUUUGGUGGAUACUUGCGUCGAAUGA
Ceutorhynchus assimilis (cabbage seed weevil) is the source of this 1323-nucleotide messenger RNA. The record is from the annotation of a GenBank genome assembly. NCBI's taxonomy places the organism in Eukaryota, Metazoa, Arthropoda, Insecta, Coleoptera, Curculionidae.